This is a messenger RNA of Selaginella moellendorffii, 2922 nucleotides long. Its product is annotated as serine/threonine-protein phosphatase BSL1 homolog. The coding region runs from base 247 to 2826 and encodes 859 amino acids. Gene Ontology annotation, biological process: brassinosteroid mediated signaling pathway. The record is from RefSeq and is a predicted model, not a curated record. NCBI's taxonomy places the organism in Eukaryota, Viridiplantae, Streptophyta, Lycopodiopsida, Selaginellales, Selaginellaceae. The transcript is spliced from 21 exons. Gene Ontology annotation, molecular function: protein binding; phosphoprotein phosphatase activity.
AAAUGGUGCUGACGUGGACAACAUCUGGCAGUGAUGUGGACUUUCUUGUACGUUUUUUUCCAAGAGAUGGGAGGAAAAGAGCUCCACGCCUAGAGCCUAGGUUUUUAGUACUCGCGCGGUUGGCCGGGAAUUUCCAGCUCCAGGUAUUUUGCUCUCAAACCCUAGCGAUCCGGCGCCGUGCGCGCGACGGCGGCUCCAGAAUUCCUGGUGAAAUAUCAAUGCAUUUGAGCUGCUUGAUCUUCUGCCAUGGAAGUCGAGGCGGAUGCUCCGGUCCAGGAAUCUAGUGAAUCCGAGGCCCCGAAGGAGGCGGAGGUAAUGGAAUCGCAGGACGCUGUUUCCAGCUACAGAGUUGUAGAUGCGGUUGCAGAGAGCGAAGGGGAUUGGCCGGGGCCAAGAUGUGGGCACACUCUCACAGCUCUCGCUCCAAUUGGCAAGGAAGGCACUGCCGUCUACAUUGCCCAUCGCCUUGUGCUGUUUGGAGGUGCCACGGCUCUGGAAGGAGCAUCUGGAACUGGACCGCCCCUCUCGCCGUCUUCUGGAGACCCAGGAAUCAGAAUCGCUGAAGUCACUGCAAACGUCCAUUGCUUUGACACUGCUUCGAAAAAAUGGCAAAAGCUCAAUCCUUCAGGUAUCGCUCCAUCUCCAAGAGCUGCUCAUGCUGCAGCGGCAGUGGGUCCGAUGGUUGUUUUCCAGGGUGGCAUCGGUCCUGCUGGACUCUCAUCGGAUGACUUGCAUGUCUUGGAUUUGUCUCAGCCCGAGGCAAAAUGGCAUAGGGUGGUUGUCAAAGAAGGACCACGGCCAGGCCCACGCUAUGGGCAUGUUAUGGCACUAGUUGCACAAUUCUUGAUACUGGUUUCUGGGAACGACGGUGUUCGACUUUUCUCGGAUGUUUGGGUUCUAGACACGACGAAGAAGCCUUACCAAUGGGAGAAGGUUGAAGCCGGUGGCGAUGGACCUCCGCCUUGCAUGUAUGCAGCCGCAAGCACACGAAAGGAUGGCGUACUUCUAUUUUGCGGUGGGAGGGAUUCAAUCGGUGUGCCUGUUCCUGGUAUAUAUCGUCUUGUGAGGAAUCAAAUUGGGCACUGGCACUGGGAUAGGUUGCCUGGGACCUCACCUUCUCCUCGGUAUCAGCAUGCAGCGGCUUUUGCAGAUGCCAGAUUUCACAUUUCUGGCGGAGCUCAAGGGCGUGGACAUAUUGUGGAUGACGCGUCGUCUUUUGCAGUUUUUGAUACUAUUUCGGGAGUCUGGUACGAGGCUAAGUCCACUGGUGCCUCCGAUGAGUCUCUUGCACUCACUAAACGUUGUAGACAUGCUGCGGUGGGCCUGGGGAAGACUAUGUACAUUUAUGGCGGCUUGAAAUCAGGUGUACUGUUUAGUGACCUGCUGGUUGCUGACGACGAGAAGCUGGAGGCUGCUUGCCGUCGGAACGAGAGCAGAGCGACCAUACGGAGAGAUCCGAACGAUCUUCAUCUUUUGGUUGAAGCAUCGGCUGCUGAGGCCGCGGCUAUCACCGCUAUCAUGGGUAAGGUACAAAGCCAAAAUAACGGGGUUGCAGUUGAAAGUGUCUCGCCAUCUUCCGACUUACCUAUGCCCAAUGCCAUGCCCGGCUCGGACGUUCGACUUCAUCACAGAGCGAUUGUUGCCACAGAGCCGGGAGGUGGAACGUUACGAAGUCUAGUGAGGCAGCUCUCCUUGGACCGUUUUGAAAACGAGGGACUAGGGGUCACUCGUGAAAUUUCGAAGAGAGUCUUAGAAAGACAAAUUUCAAUGUACGGUGUACAUAAGAAGGUUUUGGCUCUCUUGUUAAAGCCCCGAGAAUGGAAACCUUCCUUGCGGAGAAAUCUAUUUCUUGAGUUCAACGAGGUUCUAGAGCUCUGUGACUCGGCAGAAAACAUUUUUAGAGCCGAGCCUAAUGUUCUAAAAUUGAAAGCUCCCGUCAAAAUUUUUGGCGACAUCCAUGGGCAAUUUGGAGAUCUGAUGCGCUUGUUUAACGAAUACGGAUCGCCGUCUACAGCCGGAGAUAUUUCGUACAUUGAUUAUCUUUUCCUUGGUGACUACGUGGAUCGUGGGCAACAUAGCCUGGAAACUAUUUUCUUGCUGCUAGCAUUGAAGAUUGAGCACCCUGAACACGUGCAUAUGAUUCGAGGCAACCACGAAGCUCAAGACAUCAAUGCGCUCUUUGGCUUCCGCACCGAGUGUGUAGAACGAAUGGGCGAGUGGGAAGGAGUAUGGGCCUGGCACCGCAUGAACCAGCUCUUCAACUGGCUGCCCCUUGCCGCAGUGAUAGAGGAAAAAAUUAUCUGCAUGCACGGUGGGAUUGGCAAAUCCAUCAACCACAUUUCUCAGAUCGACAACCUUGUUCGUCCAAUCACAAUGGAUACAGGAUCCAAUGUCCUGAUGGAUCUUCUUUGGUCCGAUCCAACUGAGAACGACAGCAUCCAAGGCAUUCAACCAAACGCUCGUGGACCAGGCCUGGUUACGUUUGGCCCGGACAGAGUGAUGGACUUCUGCAAUAACAACAACCUGGACUUGAUCAUCAGAGCGCACGAAUGCGUGAUGGAUGGGUUUGAACGAUUCGCCCAGGGGCACCUGAUAACUCUCUUCUCUGCGACAAACUACUGCGGCACGGCCAACAAUGCGGGAGCGCUCUUGGUCCUCGGGAGAGACCUCGUCGUUGUGCCAAAACUGAUCCAUCCAUUGCCUCCGUUCGACGAGGACGAGAUGGACGUGACAUGGAUGCAGGAGUUGAAUGCCCAGAGGCCGCCGACGCCAACGAGAGGAAGACCGCCGUCUGUGGCGGAUCGAAGCUCUCUGGCUUACAUCUAACGUGUAGUUUGUAUCGUCGUUUGGUUUCGUCCUUGUACAUUCCAGAUGGAUUAGUUCUCCAACUGUUUUACAAAUUCUUUCAAAGUGCUCACGAAA